Messenger RNA from Parathielavia appendiculata, 359 nucleotides. RefSeq lists its product as uncharacterized. The record is from RefSeq and is a predicted model, not a curated record. NCBI's taxonomy places the organism in Eukaryota, Fungi, Ascomycota, Sordariomycetes, Sordariales, Chaetomiaceae. Bases 143 to 355 code for a protein of 70 amino acids. The transcript is spliced from 3 exons.
GACUCAUUUUCUUGACAGUGGUCACCACAUCUCAAUUUUAUGUCUCACAAGUGCUAUUCUGGUGGUCUCAUCAACACUCGCCAUUUGAUCUACAUCGCCUUCUCAUUUGAUCACACGCAGCACCUUACUUUACCUGGGAAAGAUGUCCUACGUCAAAUCUUUCUCGGCUCGAUACGCCGACGAGAGCACCAUCUAUGAGCAGCUCACCAAGAUAUUCCCAAUGGUGACCGGGAUUACCAUCGUCUACCAGCGCGGCCGUUUCAUCUGCACCACGCCGAGAGAGCUUACGGAUGAGGAGACAAAAACUAUCAAGGCUGCCAUCAAGGCAAACCAUUACGCAGAUGAAGGUUUAUGAAGGC